GUCGACGGCGUCUUCAUGCCGCGGCGGUGCCCCCAUACAACCUUCUUGCUGUCGACAUCCUCCCCCUUCUUCGUCCUCCCCCCCACUCUUGUACUCCGUUCAGCCCACCACCAUCACUUGGGAUGAAAGAGGCGGCCUCCACCAGCGGCCAGUCGACCGUUCAUUAGACCCUCUGGUCACCCACACUCCUUCAGCCAUUCAUUUGCCAUUCAGCAAUCCAGCACAAUAUCAGCUAUCGUGUGUCGUCGCUCAUUUCUUGCGCGGGUAACAUUUUCGAUCAUCGCAAUACGCAUUGUCCACCCAACGGCCCAUAUCCACUCACAACCUGCUCCGAUUCUGAUACCCAGCCUUGUCCACUACCGGGCAAAGCGAAGACGAUCAAACCUGUGGCAGUCUCUCACCACCCGAUAAACCCAAAAAUCCAACACACCGGGACGCGUAUCGAACCGCCAUACCGAUAGACUCGACCUUUCUCUUUCUUCUUGCCGAAAAUCACCCUGACCCACCGUCGGGCUGAUUCCUUGGUGUCUUUGAACCUCGUCCCAUGCUCUCACUCUCGAUCGUCCCCAUUCCUUACGCUUUCUCCAACACGGCUGCUGAGCAGUGACGACUCCGGCACCCGACUCCCUGGGGAUUGCCGAACGUGAUUACGUCGAUCAGCCCCAGAAUAGUAGCCUUGGCAGUGUCAGUAUGAGAGGGCCUCCAUAGCAUCAAUCGCUUCCACCUGUCGUGUCGCAUAAUCGUCUGGUCUCACCGCAUCGGACUGCCUCCUGUCCCUCCCUUCCCAAGGCUCUCAAGGGACCGAUCAGAUUCCACUGCUGCAACCCCUACCCGCGGCCGAAUAUCUCCCGAGAGCGUCCAACAAACACGAGGACGCCUAGUACCACACACUCUCUUUCACCAUUCCACAGUUGACAACUUCGCAGGCGAGGGUACGACUUUGGUCCAUGACGGCGACAACGAGAUUUCUUUGAGUUCCGGUCCGAUCGAUUCCACCAGGGGACGUAGCGGCGCUGGGAGCUGGGACCACUCUACGACUCUCCGAUUCCUUCAAUUCUUUUCCGACGGGAUCGACGGUUUUGUUUGUCUUGGGCAGGAUCCAUUGGGCUUUUGUGACCGGUGUCACGGACGACGGACAAGAUGGGUUGCAUGAGCCAUCGAAGACCGCAUGUUGAGGUGCGGCCUGAGCAGAAGUGGGACUACAUUCAAUUGAACGACUUCAAGUCGGGAAAUGCCUUUACGUACAUCGCGUAUGGCUACCUGUACUUCUCGCUCAUCUUAUCCACAGCUGUGUACGCAGUCGAUACUUUCACUGCCGUCAACCUGCUCGCCUUCAACAAGUGGUCCUCCGAAAUCCAGCCACCCGUCUCAUUCGACGUGACCAAGUGGAUCUUCUCCAUCUGCAUCAUUCUGUCAUUCGUCAACGUCGGUUACGAGCACAUCCGGGCCCAGCGCAUCAUGAGGCGCGGUGCCGUUGCUGAGUCGUACUUGGACAACUUGGCUGUCCGUCUGGAAAGCAUCAGGAUGGGAAAAGGCAAGGGAUGGCGGAGAUUCCUGGUCUUUGCGGAGCUCACCAAGAGUAAGAAGGGGGCCGAGUACAUUGCCCUCUUCACCUACUUCAGUUUCCAAUCUUGGAUUCGAGUCAUCUUCUGCUCUGGCCCGCGGCAAGCCGUCAAUGCCCUGACCCUCUACUCGGUAUACACAGCCAAGCUUGCCAUAGAGGGGGACAACUUUGAACACAGCUUGGAGAGCUUUUUCGACAAGAUCAAGACACUAGCCGAACAGGACUACCAGCAGGCCUUGAUUCUCUCCGGCAUGCUCUUCACCCUGGUGAUCUGGGUCUUUGCAAUGUUGUCGCUCAUCAUCGCCGCCUUGUUCUUCGUCUUCUUCCUCUGGGGUUGGAUUCCAAGAGACGAUGGUGGUCUAUCUGGAUACUGUGAGCGGAAAAUUAACAAGCGGUUGAUGAAGAUCGUCUCGAAGAAGGUCAAUGCGGCCAUCGAGGACCAGGAGCGGGCCCGCAAGAAGGCCGAGCUGAAGGCCGCCAAGAAGGCCGGUGAGCUGCCACCCGAGGAGCGCAAGGCCACCCUGCCAAACCUCAUGGGGAGCGGCGGCGAUGAUAAGCUUCCGGGUAUGCCAAUGCUUAGCAGGAACGACACCAUGGCCACGCUUCCGGUCUACACCUCCCGGCCGGGCACACCAAGCGGCGGUCAGCCUGCCCUGCCUGCCUUCGAGCUCAACCAGAUGCGACCCAUGCCCAGCAGAACGGGCACGACAACGACUGUGUCAAGCCGAGCGCCCCUCCUCGCUGCGGGCGCCGAAAUGGGCCGUUCUUCCCCGGCCUUGCGGUCUCCCGUUGGUGGCCCCCCACCUCUGACCAGGGUGCAGACAAACCAGUCAAAUUUUGGUGGUUCUUACACUCAGACACCAUCAUCAUACUCGCCGCAGAGCGAAUAUCCUCCCAUGCCACAGCCCAUCCGGUCACCCACAGCAUCAUCAGUAGGAUCCUACGGCAUGCCGCCCCGAUCGAACAUGACGCCAGCCCCGCGUGGAACAUUCGACGACUACAAUUCUGGGCGAGCUAGCCCAGCUCCCGUAAGGCGAAUGCCCUCGAACGCAUCUUUCGACAACUACAACGGCCAGUCAAGUCCGGCACCCUCAGCACUCCCGCCAAGGAUGAUGGGCCCUGGGUACGGGCAGGGUGGCUAUCCUAGCCCAGGAUCCCCUGGGGCUUACCCCACGCGGAGUGCAACCGGCCCCGUGCCGAACCGGGGGCCACCAAUGCAGCCGCAGAGGAACAUGACAGCCCCAGCGCAGCCGGGCAUCCGGAGACAGGGGACCGGCGAGCUCCGCUCCUUUACACCCGCCCAGUCAGACGCGGCAAGCGGGUACUUCAACCCUUCGGCCCCCGCAGACGCCCGCGAUUACCAGCGGCCGCCCUCGGACGAGUACCAGUACCGACCCGGCACUGCCCACAGCCAGCGGUCCAUGACCAGCCAGCCAAACAGGCAACAGCCGUAUGGCAACGGGCCGCCACAGCACAACAGGCAGCCCACGAGCGGCAGUGGCUUCAGCAACUGGGGCGCGGAUCUUGAGAGCCAGAGGGGAACGCCUGGGCCGCGAUAUUAGAGGAUGCCCCCCCCGCCGCAUAAAUCUACCACCUGCUGCUCACCACAUGAAUCCCCCUUCUUUUCCAUGCCUCUUUUGACUUACCUUGGCUCCAUACUACCCGACCUCUUUUGAUACCUUGAUACCUUUCUUGCCUUUCGCUUCAUUCUAUACGAGACAUUAGAAAUGUUCAAUCAAAUACCACUUAUAUAUACCAACCACCACAACUCGACAUGUCGGGAAGGUGGGAGCCGGGUCUGCACGGAAAGAAAGAAAGCCCGUCCUCUGGAUGGCAUGUGUGUACGAGUACCAAUGUCUUUUUCUAUAUGUUGCAUUUAUGGGAUUGAUAUCUGGGCGGCCUGGGAUCAAGGCCUACUAUAGCGAAACUUUUACAUCAGCACUUUGCCUGAUGUAAAUUCAAGACAGGAUGAAUAUAAAGAUAAUUACCAAUAA
Molecule: messenger RNA, 3558 nt
Organism: Diaporthe batatas
Lineage: Eukaryota; Fungi; Ascomycota; Sordariomycetes; Diaporthales; Diaporthaceae
Exons: 3
Coding region: 1141-3126 (661 amino acids)
Biological process (GO): potassium ion transmembrane transport
Cellular component (GO): plasma membrane
Molecular function (GO): potassium ion transmembrane transporter activity
Source: RefSeq, a predicted model, not a curated record